ACAGAAGUAUUCUCGCGAUGCUUUGUGUGCCCUUGUAUCCAAAAUGGGUUAUUGGGACCUCCAAGAAGGUAAAGACUGCGUCGAAAAGACAUUCAUUACUACUAAACUGGGCACUGCCAUUGGGCUUAUUGGCUCAGCAUAUCAUAUAGUGGCAUUCAAGCCUGAUACAGCAGUUGAAGCGUUGGCAAGGGCAGCAAAUGGCACAGUCACUAUGGCAUCUCUAGGGGCGAUAUUUGGAGUCGUCACUUGUCUUAGCGCACAUGCUAGGGAUGCUCCUGAUGACCCCAAAAACUACUUCAUUGGUGGAUGUGCAUCGGGUGCCUUUGUUGGAGCUCGAACUCACAGUGCUAUGACUGGCAUAGCAUCAUGUCUUGGUUUGGGAAUGGUGGCCAUGUUUACCAAGGUUGGCAAGAUGGAAGGUUGGAGGUUGUAUGGUCCACCCAAGCUGUAAAACC
This is a messenger RNA of Electrophorus electricus (electric eel), 455 nucleotides long. RefSeq names its product NADH:ubiquinone oxidoreductase subunit A11 (gene ndufa11). NCBI's taxonomy places the organism in Eukaryota, Metazoa, Chordata, Actinopteri, Gymnotiformes, Gymnotidae. Gene Ontology annotation, biological process: mitochondrial electron transport, NADH to ubiquinone. Gene Ontology annotation, cellular component: respiratory chain complex I; mitochondrial inner membrane. The record is from RefSeq and is a predicted model, not a curated record.